Molecule: messenger RNA, 2709 nt
Organism: Nematostella vectensis (starlet sea anemone)
Lineage: Eukaryota; Metazoa; Cnidaria; Anthozoa; Actiniaria; Edwardsiidae
Product: neuropeptide SIFamide receptor
Exons: 1
Coding region: 500-1540 (346 amino acids)
Biological process (GO): G protein-coupled receptor signaling pathway
Cellular component (GO): membrane
Molecular function (GO): G protein-coupled receptor activity
Source: RefSeq, a predicted model, not a curated record
AUUAAAAAAACCUAGGUAUUGAAAGUCAUAAAAAAAAAUAUCCUUGUUCCAUCUGCUCUGUCAAAGCGACGACCCGCAUCCAUGACAACUAUAGAAAGAACAUUCAGUUCAGACCAGAGAACAGCAGCCGAUAUCCCCCCAGAUAGAACUUUUCUCACGUUUUCUUGGUCAAACAUCUUCGGCUUUGAAUAUUCGUUUGAGCACACUGCUUGUACCACGCUGGUUGCAGUCUCAACAUGUAAGGUGUACAUUGAUGAUACCCUAAAAGCAUCAUGAAAAGGAAAACUAAACAAAAGCAAAGAAAGUGUUUUGUGUUCAGCGACUAAAACUAAUUAGGGCUCUAGCGCUCAAUAACGAAUUCAAGGCUUGCCCCUACAAAUCGUAAGGUUGUACCGCAAGUUUGGGCGAGACGCUAUCACUGAUCGAAAAUCUGCUUUGACUGCGACAAGGAGACUGGUUGCCAAGGCAUACAGGAGUUUUACGCUCUCUAUGGUAGAAGAUGGAGGGGCUACAACUUGAGCGCUGGCAGCUGCUCUUUCUGCUGAUACUAUUAAUUCUUCACACCAUAGUGUUCUUCCUCGGUUUGAUUGGGAACAUUUCCGUCAUCCGAGUUGUGCGAUCUACGCGCUCAAUGCACACCGCAACAAACUAUCUCCUUGCGAAUCUCGCAUUAGCUGACAUCCUGACUCUCCUUACGAACCCAUAUCUGGUUGGCCAGAUGUUCGUGCAAGUUGUGAGGUUUCAAGACAGAUCCUGGAGUCCAGUUACCAAGGACUGGAUCUGCAGGUUAAUCGUGUCAGGCGGAGUGGUCGGCGUUUUUAUCGGCGUUUCUAUCGGGUUCCUCUUGGUUGUGGCGGUAGAAAGGUAUCAUGCCAUGGUAAAGCCCAUGAGUGCACGCUUAAGGCUGGAGAAGGAACAGGUCUGGAAGGUCGCCGUUGGUGUUUGGAUCAUCGCUAUUCUCACCAAUAUCCCGAUUUUUCGAGAUAUCUACUUUGAUGCCAAGUCCAAACAUUGUUUCGUGGCAUGGCAUUUUACCACUGGAGAGGGAAUGGCAACAUAUGUGGGAUGCUAUAUGGCGAUACUAAACUGUGUUUCCGGCAUUUUGAUCGCCUUCUGCUACGUGUCUAUACUGAAAGGCCUCUACAUCACCAACACCAUCUGCUCUGAAACGGUCCCGACAAACGACGGGCGUGACUCGAAGAAGAAGCUCGCCAAGCUUGUGGCAACAGUAACGGCAUCCUUUUAUAUCCUUCUCAUCCCUUAUGCGAUAUUCACGAUUUACAUGGCAGCGGCGGAAAAGCCUCGAGGAAACACGGCGUAUUCAAAUGAUGCCCUUUUUGUGUCUUUCUAUGUGACCUCAAGCCUGUGCAUGGUGAACUCGUGUAUUAACCCUAUCCUCUACGCCCUGCAGAGCUCCAGCUACCGACGAGGCUUUGCCAAGCUAUAUCCCUGUUGCAUGAAGCAUCAGGAGGAGGAAAUGGCCGCGCCUGCAAGACAUGCGAACCCUUCUUGCAACAGUACGACUCAAGCACAUGCCUAAAGCAUGGAAAUCAGUCCACCAUUCUAAGCGCAUAAAUAAACCGAGGCACACAAAGCAUCCUUUUCAAGUAAUAAACCAAGAUCAUUCAAAUAGAUGUAAAAAAUGGCUGACUGGCUGAUUGACAUUCUUCUCAAAGUACUAGCAGAAAAUUCGGUAAAAAAAUCGUUUGGCAAAAAAAAAACUAGAAAUUGCUAGAAAAUUCUUCUGUAAAAUACUUUUGGCAAGUUUAUCAAGUAUAUUUUGCAAGUGAUAUCAAAAUAUAAAACAGUCAUUCUCUCUUGAUUAAUGUAAUAGAUGAUUAAUUCUCUGUAAAUAAUGAUCCUUAUAGCAUCUUUUACCUUAUUUAAAUAGAUGAUGAAUUCUUUGUAAAUAAUGGUCCUAAUAUUUUACCUUAUUUUAUGUUCAUUACUAUAGCAAGAGCGUCAAAACGACUGAUAAGCGAAUAUGUGGCAGAUAAAUAGUAAAACUACUACAAAAACUACAGACAAGCUGUAAAAAGACGCACCACCAAAUACAAAUAUUUACAGUGCGUUGACUUUUUUCUUUAUAAAAAAAAAUGGUCAGACGCGGUUCAACAUUACUUCACAAUGCAAGGUAAAUAACGAGAUAAACAACUAUUGGACAAUCUGUCUAGAAAACCAUGCUGGACAAGGCUAUCCAAUUAACUUGUAAUUAAAUAAUGAACCAGGACCUAACCCUUCCCACACAUAUGCCGGGGUCACGUGGCAUUUCAACAUUGGAAUUGUUUUUUUCUCAUAUUUAAAUCAUACGCUUAUCCAUUCAAGGCCAACAACGCAUUUUGCUGGAGUUGCAUUAAGCACAUAAUGUGCUUAUACACAAAAGCACCUUUCGGUUGCUAUGUAGAACUGUCAUUCACCUUUUUCGCGGACAAAAUUUUUUGAAAUACCUGUAUACCAAGAAGGAAUAAACUGUACAUUUGUAUAUUUAUAAUUAUUUUAUAAUUAUUAUGUACUGUAAUAUGUUUUUGCUUUGUUUCUAGUUUAGCGUAAGCACAACACAGAUCAGAAAACAAAUUCAGUUCAAAGUCACACAUACCUAGCACCAUGCUAUAUCAUAUUUACCAUGAGCUGCUCAAUGUAAGAUCAAAACGAAGACAUCUCACCUUGAAGACGAUAACUUCUGGCUUGCUAUAGAAGGCGCAACCCUAU